AUGCGGGUCUAUUUAAUGGUCUUCUGCCUUAUUUGCUGCACCGCGAACGGGCAAGUAGUGUAUUCUAUCGCCGAGGAAACGGAGCGUGGAGCGUCUGUUGGAAACAUAGCGAAGGAUUUAGGAAUAGACGCAGCUACACUUUCAGCUCGGAAAUGUCGCAUGAUCACCGGUUCAAGUAAGCAAUAUUUUUAUAUAAAUGCAAGCACGGGGGCUUUGUCUGUUAACGAGCCCAUAGACAGAGAGCAGCUUUGUGAAUUAAAGUCUACCUGUCUUCUGAGUUAUGAACUCGUGUUAGAAAACCCUCUAGAGCUUUAUAGGAUGGAAUUUAAAGUCUUGGACAUAAAUGACAAUUCCCCCAGCUUUUCCUUAAGUGACUAUCAUAUAAAUGUGCCUGAGUUCCUGUCACCCGGCGCACGGUUUACACUUCCCAACGCCCAAGAUCCCGAUGAAGGUACCAACAGUGUCCAGAAUUAUACUCUGAGCCCUGAUGAACAUUUCCAUUUAGAAAUGCAGACACGCGGGGAUGGGAGUAAAUAUCCUGAAUUGGUGCUGAAGAAAGCCUUAGACAGGGAGCAGCAAGCCACUCACAGACUUGUCCUUACAGCCAAAGAUGGUGGGGAUCCUCCAAAGUCUGGUGAUGUCCCGGUCAUUGUAACUGUGCUGGAUACCAAUGACAAUGCACCAGAAUUUGAGCACUCAGUCUACAGGGCAAAUAUCUUGGAAAACUCCCCCAGUGGCACAUUGGUAGUGCAAGUGCAUGCCACGGACUUGGAUGAAGGUCCAAAUGGAGAGGUCAGGUAUUCAUUUAGCAACAUUACUUCUGCUGAUCUACAGCGAAUGUUCUUAAUUCACCCGCACACUGGGGAGGUGACAGUCAAUGGCAUUUUAGCUGUUCAGAGACCUCUCCUCGAGAUGUUUAUCGAGGCAAGGGAUAACGGGGCAUUUGGCAUGUCCAGCACAGCUAAGCUGCUGGUGGAAAUCAUUGAUGUGAACAAUCAUGGCCCAGAGAUAACAAUUACAUCCCUUUCCAGUCCCAUUCCUGAGGAUGCUGUUCCUGGCACAGUGAUAGCUCUGCUGAGUAUUAUGGAUAAGGACCCUGGGGAGAAUGGGAAAGUAACCUGCCAGAUCCCUGAUAACCUUCCGUUCCAGUUAAAGCCUUCCCUUGAAAACUACUACAGCCUGGUCACCAGUGGGCUUCUGGACCGAGAGCUGAUCAGUGGGUACAACAUCACCAUUACUGCCACAGACUUGGGCUCUCCACCCAUCACCACUCAGAAGACCCUUUGGGUGCAGAUUUCUGAUGUGAAUGAUAACCCCCCUGUCUUCAGUGCUGACACGUUUGAUGUGUUUGUGGAGGAGAACAAUCCACUCGGUGCUUUUCUCUACCAGGUCUCAGCAUCUGACCCUGAUAUGGGGGAGAACGGACGGGUCUCUUACACGCUCAGGAAUUCCACAGUUGCAGGCAGUGCCCUGGCCAGCCUUUUGUCUGUGAGCUUGGCCAACGGGAGCAUCUAUGCAAAACGUGCCUUUGACUUUGAGCAGCUUAGGAGCUUCUAUUUCCAAGUGGAAGCCAAGGACAAUGGGUCACCAGCCUUGAGUGCUGCCAUAACUGUGAAUGUUUACAUCUCAGACCAGAAUGAUAAUGCCCCAGCCAUCCUGUACCCCAUCAGUCAGAAUGGUUCAGUAGCUGUGGAAGUUGUGCCCCGCCUGGCUGAUGAGGACUACCUGGUGACUAAAGUAGUGGCGGAUGAUGAGGACAAUGCGCAGAAUGCCUGGCUCUCCUAUCACCUCGCCCAUUCCUCCGACUCCACCCUGUUCCACUUGGCACCGCACUCUGGUGAGCUGCGCACCACACGCUCCUUGCGCUCCACUGACUUCCUCAAGCACAAGGUGGUUGUGGUGGUGCGGGACCACGGGGAUCCGCCGCUCUCCUCUACUGUGACGGUGGGCAUCCUGCUGGCUGACACCCUGCCUCAGGCACUGCCAGACUUCGAUGACAGUGGGGAGCCACCACCACUGCUCAACACUACAAACAUCUACUUGAUCGUUUCCCUUGCCUGUGUCUCCUGCAUCUUUGCGGCAUUCCUCCUCUUUCUUGCCAUUGUGCGGCUGUGCCGCUGCCGGACUUGCUGCUGCGGCGGCUGCUGCUGUCCAGCUGAUGAGUAUGAAAAGUAUUGCUAUAGCGUGCACAUGCUUCCCAGCUCCCACCUCCCACCAGACAUGCUGGAGGUCACUGGUGUGGGUAAACUGACUCACACCUACUUGUACAGGGCAUCUGUAGGUCUUGGGCCUAGUAACAGCAGCAUCCCAAACGGUGAUGCUGGGAACAUUCCCGGCAGCUCAAGGUUACAAGUGCCAGGACCCUGCAUCCAAGUGCAGCAGGUCCAAAGUGAUCGGUUGAGUGCUGUCCUCGUGCCGAAACACCCCAAUCCUGACUGGCGCUACUCUGCAUCCCUAAGGGCAGGAAUGCAAAGUGCUGUGCAUAUGGAGGAGGCAGGAAUCCUACGUGGAGGACCAGGAGGGCCUGAUCAGCAGUGGCCAACAGUCUCCAGUGCUACUCCAGAACCUGAGGCGGGAGAGGUGUCCCCCCCAGUGGGAGCUGGUGUGAACAGCAACAGCUGGACCUUUAAAUUUGGACCGGGCAAUCCCAAACAAGGUGGUCCUGAAUCUAAAAAGCAGACACAAGUUUCCUUUCUCCUACGCCGAAAAGGAGAAUCUUCACAGUACAGCCAGUGAGAGGUUGGACUCUGCACUGUGGUUCCUGUGCUCCUGUCUUGAUGACACUUACAGGACAGGUUUAAAAGUUUUAAUGUUGUGCACCCUCUAUCUGAUUGAAAAUAUUUGUGUGCAGAUGUCAGCUAGGUGAUAUGAGAUCAGAUUAUAAAAUGCAAGAAGAGCUGGUAAAUAUGCAACAGAGGAAACACCUAAUGAACACAAAUGUUCACAGAUGUUCAGGCUGGGGAGGAAAUGACUGAAAGGAGAUGACCAGACUUUUCAAAUCUUGAGAAGUCACUGUGUGGGAAUACUGAGUUCUAUACAUGACGUAUUGUACACACUCCUGCAAAUAAAACCUCACAUUUACAGCUCUUUAAGAUACCAUAAAUUUUAUCUCUUGUCAAGCAAGCCAUUGGGAAAAUUGUCCCUUAAAGCCCUGCAUUACCCUGGCAAGGCUAGCCCUCAGAGUGUAAGGAGGGCUGGGCUGACAUCCCAGGAAUGUAACUGACUGUGAUGCUCUGUGUCCCUAUUUCCACUCUAACAUUAUUUUGCACAUUAUGUCUCUGAAAAGGUCAGAGUUUUUCCACGACACUUAUGCAAAAGAGAGAAAAAAGAAACGUUAACUAUGCUAUUUGUUAUUUGAGAUAUUUAUUUAUAAAGAAAUAUAGCUGUAAAUGUUAAAGAAAUAUGAUGCCCUUUAACCCAAACAGAAGUCAAUCUAGAGCCAUUAUAAAUUACAAUUGCUGCUAUUAAAGUGCUUUAGAAAAAUUGCCUGAAACAUCUGUAUUAUAUCGGCCACUUGCCAAUAACAGCUUUAUUCUGUCGGGUGACUUGGGGGCUGCCUCUUGCAUGUAUUAGUAAAUACAAGAAUAUCUUCUUUUUUUUUGCAUUAAUCUGCACUUUGAAUACACCUUUGCAAACAAACUGUCCUAAUACGAAGAAGCAGAAGCAAACUCCUCACACAAAUGGAUUUACUGACCUGCUAGCUCUGUGCAGUACGUUGGUGUUACCUCCCACACAACCUUUUCUGAUUUUAGUUUUACUUUUCUAUGAGAUUAUGAAUUUCUGACCCUACUAACACCCAUUAUGUAAAAUUCAAGUACUGUAUGUAUGCUGUAUGCUCUUAUAAGAAUCCUGAAAUAUAUAUUCUGUGCUUGUGUAUGUGAAUGUCAAUGCAACUAUUAUUAGAGUGGACUUUAAGCUUUACCGUUGAAUGUAAUUUCAUUAUUUCUUUUUUGUACACUUGUGAAAAAGUGGAGUAGUGUUAAUUUUUUAAGCGACUGUUGAUUAUCAGUUUUUUGUGUAUGAAACACAAGUAAAAUACCUUUCUUAAAUCAA
This is a messenger RNA of Aptenodytes forsteri (emperor penguin), 4053 nucleotides long. RefSeq names its product protocadherin alpha-C1. Gene Ontology annotation, molecular function: calcium ion binding. Gene Ontology annotation, biological process: homophilic cell-cell adhesion. The coding region runs from base 1 to 2736 and encodes 911 amino acids. The record is from RefSeq and is a predicted model, not a curated record. Gene Ontology annotation, cellular component: plasma membrane. The transcript is spliced from 5 exons. Lineage: Eukaryota; Metazoa; Chordata; Aves; Sphenisciformes; Spheniscidae.